This is a messenger RNA of Brassica rapa (field mustard), 1693 nucleotides long. Its product is annotated as monodehydroascorbate reductase 1, peroxisomal. Gene Ontology annotation, molecular function: oxidoreductase activity, acting on NAD(P)H. Gene Ontology annotation, cellular component: cytoplasm. The record is from RefSeq and is a predicted model, not a curated record. NCBI's taxonomy places the organism in Eukaryota, Viridiplantae, Streptophyta, Magnoliopsida, Brassicales, Brassicaceae.
CCUUUCCAGAUUCACGACGAUGAAUAAUCCAAGGGCGAUUAUCUUGCCACGUGUACGGGUUUGGUCCUCAUCUUCCAAUCAACGGCCGAGGUUUAGUUAAGUUAGUAGCCAAUUAGACUCGCCUCAAAUAUUAGCCCAGCAUUUUCACACAAACCAACUUCAGCCACAAGAUAACAACAACUUUCUGAAGAUCGAUCGGAUAAAAAAUGGCGGAGAAGAGCUUCAAGUACAUCAUCCUCGGCGGCGGCGUCUCAGCCGGAUACGCAGCUAAGGAGUUUGCUAGUCAAGGAGUUAAACCAGGGGAAUUGGCAGUUAUCUCCAAAGAGGCGGUGGCUCCUUAUGAACGUCCUGCUCUUAGCAAGGGCUAUUUGUUUCCUGAAGGGGCGGCUAGACUCCCAGGUUUCCAUUGCUGUGUUGGUAGUGGUGGAGAAAAACUGCUUCCUGAAUCAUACAAACAGAAAGGGAUUGAGUUGAUACUAAGCACGGAGAUAGUGAAAGCAGAUCUCGCUGCCAAGAGUCUUGUCAGUGCAGCUGGGGAUGUCUUCAAAUAUGAGACUCUCAUAAUUGCAACUGGCUCUACUGUUCUGAGAUUGACUGAUUUUGGUGUGAAAGGUGCUGACUCUAAGAAUAUCCUCUAUCUGAGGGAGAUUGAUGAUGCAGACAAAGUGGUUGAAGCUAUUCAAGCAAAGAAAGGUGGAAAGGCUGUGGUUGUUGGUGGAGGCUACAUUGGUCUUGAGCUUAGUGCAGCUUUAAGGAUCAACAAUUUUGAUGUCACUAUGGUUUUCCCUGAACCCUGGUGCAUGCCUAGGCUUUUCACCGCCGACAUUGCUGCGUUCUAUGAGACUUACUAUACAAACAAGGGAGUGAAGAUCAUUAAAGGAACUGUGGCAUCUGGGUUCACAGCACAUCCAAAUGGAGAGGUGAAUGAAGUACAACUCAAGGAUGGAAGGUCGCUAGAAGCCGACAUUGUGAUAGUUGGAGUUGGUGCAAAACCAUUAACAGCCUUAUUCAAGGGACAGGUCGAAGAAGACAAAGGUGGAAUCAAGACCGAUGCAUUCUUCAAAACAAGUGUUCCUGAUGUUUACGCUGUUGGUGACGUUGCCACUUUCCCCUUGAAAAUGUAUGGAGACAUGAGAAGGGUCGAGCAUGUUGACCAUUCUCGCAAAUCCGCAGAGCAAGCUGUUAAGGCGAUCAAAGCGGCUGAGGGAGGCGGAGCGGUGGAGGAAUACGACUACCUCCCAUUCUUCUACUCCCGCUCGUUUGAUCUCUCAUGGCAGUUCUAUGGAGACAACGUAGGAGACUCUGUCUUGUUUGGAGACAGCAAUCCAUCAAACCCGAAACCAAGAUUUGGAGCGUAUUGGGUUCAAGAUGGUAAAGUGGUUGGAGCAUUCAUGGAAGGAGGUAGUGGUGACGAGAACAAAGCCUUGGCGAAAGUGGCCAAAGCUAGACCUGCUGCAGAGAGCCUCGAGGAUCUUACCAAACAAGGCAUCUCAUUUGCUGCUAAGAUCUGAGGAGAAGAAAGAUGGGAGAGUUUAAACUUUUUUUCUAUUCUAUUACAAUAAAAGAUUAUGUUAAGCAAUGUGCUUGCACGUACAUAUGCUGAAAUAAGUUGGGUGUUUGAAUGAAACCUGAUUGGAUACUUGUAAACGCUAUUCAUCAAACUAGAUAAUGCGAUUUUAUAUUGACUGUGGCA